This is a messenger RNA of Prunus persica (peach), 3010 nucleotides long. Its product is annotated as protein ROOT PRIMORDIUM DEFECTIVE 1. NCBI's taxonomy places the organism in Eukaryota, Viridiplantae, Streptophyta, Magnoliopsida, Rosales, Rosaceae. Gene Ontology annotation, molecular function: RNA binding. The coding region runs from base 462 to 1724 and encodes 420 amino acids. The record is from RefSeq and is a predicted model, not a curated record. The transcript has 5 exons.
AAAUAUAUAUAUUUGACAAGAGGGUAAUGAAAAUAACUAAAAGGAAAAAUUGAAAAAAUUGAAAUUACAAUAGUUAAAGUGACAAUUACCGUACCAUUUGUGACAAUUACCAUACAUCUCUCUCCUGGCGUGGUAUUGGAAUUGUUGCUCCUCCUCUGGUUCUUCGUCGUUGCAAUUUCAAACAUCGAUUCAUCAGUUUGCGAAGGUUCUCUUUACGCUGUAAAUGCGUAAGCCUUCGUUUUCCAAGCUCAUAUUGACGAUCACUGAUCAGCCCUCCGAUAACUGGUCAGCCUUCUCUUUGUCUCUUGCUAGCUCACUCUGUAUGAAAAAAAAAAAGUUGCUUCGUUUUCCUUUUCUCAAAUUUUGUUUGAUUCAAAGAGUUUGGUUCUUGUGGGCCUUGAGCUGAAGAAAGUUUAAAACUUUUCAAGUUUUGGAGCUCAACCCACGAGAAAUCAGACCCCAUGAGGCUGUUAGAAAGCUCCAAAUUCAGCCUCUUCAAAUUCAAAGCUUGCUCAUUAAGCUCACAAGUGACCCCGUUUGGCCCCUUCAAUUCAUUUGUGCAAAAGAGGUGGAGAAAGCCUAUAAUUUCCGCCCAAACACGCUUAGAAGAUCGAACCAGGGACUCAAACCUAGACAAGCUCACAACCCACCUCAAGAAACUCGAUAUCAUCUUAAAACUCCAUGUCCUCGUGUCCAGUCGGAAGCGCGGACCAUUUGUGUCCUUACAGCUAAUGUCCCGAUGGAGGAACCUCGUGGGGCUUAAUGUCGGCAUUGGCGCCUUUGUUCACAAAUACCCACAUGUUUUUGAGGUGUUUACACAUCCGGUACGGCGCAAUUUGUGUUGUAGGAUAAGCAAGAAAAUGAUGGGUUUAAUAGAGGAAGAAGCAGAUGCUAUGAAACAAUUGGAGCUGGAAGUUGUCCGUCGGGUAAAGAAGUUAUUGAUGAUGUCUGUGAGUGGCACUCUUCAUCUCCAUGCUUUGAGGUUGGUUAGGAGAGAAUUGGGGUUGCCUGUGGAUUUCAGGGAAUCCAUUCUUGGUAAAUAUUCGAAGGAUUUUAAGUUGGUUGAUUUAGAGGUUGUAGAAUUGAUUAGUAGAGAUGAAAAUUUGGAAGUGGCUGAAAUUGAGAAAUGGAGAGAGAAGGAAUUUAGAGAGAAGUGGUUGAGUGAGUUCGAGACAAAGUAUGCAUUCCCGAUCAAUUUCCCAACGGGGUUUGAGAUCCAGGCUGGGUUUAGAGAUAAGUUGAAGAAUUGGCAAAGACUUCCUUAUGUGAAGCCUUAUGACAGGAAAGAGUCUGUCCGCAUUCGUACUUGUGGAGGGAUUGAGAGGUAUGAGAAACGGGCGGUUGGUAUUCUUCAUGAGUUCUUGAGUUUGACAACAGAGAAGAUGGUUGAGGUUGAAAGGUUAGCUCAUUUUCGGAGGGAUUUCGCUAUGGAUGUUAAUGUGCGUGAGCUUAUCUUGAAGCACCCUGGAAUUUUUUACAUAUCAACCAGACGUAAUAGUUUAACUGUUUUUCUUAGAGAGGCAUAUAGUAAAGGGUGCCUCAUUCAGUCUAAUCAGAUAUAUGAUGUUCGGAGGAAAAUGUUGGACCUUGUUUUCCUAGGGAGUCGAAAUACUAGAGAAAUGCCAGCUCAAAAGGAAAUCAAGGAGUUCAAAGUAGAUGGGGAUGGUAUAAUGGAUGGAGACUGGGUUAUCCCAAUGUUAGAGAACUUGGAGAAUGGAAGUUGAAAUUGGUAAUUCAAGGUUUCAGGAAUACAGUCAGAUUUAGGGAUGGAAUUAUGGAUGGAGACUGGGUUAUCCUUGUAUGAAACAUGUUUCAUCUCUUAAAUAACUUGAGUUGAGCCCUUCAGUCAAGAAUGUGUGCCCUAACCACAAUGCGGAAUACGACUUGGACAUUUCCCAGUAUCUUGUUGGGGCAUAACUCUAUUUUUCUAUGCUCUAAGAACAACAUGACAAGGCUAGUUUCUGGAGGACUAGAUAUGAGUUACACAAGAAAUCUGCUUGUCUUAAAAUAUAUGGGUCUAUAACAUUUUGGAGCACUCUAUAGCUUUUUCCAAUUUGAUAUUCUUUUACAACCUAAAGCACCACAGAUUCAGUGGCUCAUUCCGGUCAUUAGUCUUCAGGACCUCUCAUUGAAUUGCUUCAACUCAAACAUUUGAUUAGUGAGCAAUAUGUGUUGGCGAUAUUAAUUAAGCGAGAGGAGAAUUGGAUUGGUUCUUAAAGUAUAGAACAUGGAUUGGUUCUUCAAAUGUAAAAAAACUCAAUUGCCAUCACACGUUUGACUUUCUAAAGGUCCUCCAGAUUUCUAGCUUCUCCUGGAAUUUUGUAAAAGGAGUUGGGCCUGCAGAUGACCUCGGAAUGGCAAAGGAAGAAAACAUCACAAUCUGGAGACUAUUUGCUGUUUGCUUUGGGGCCACCUGAAAUUUCCGAAUAGAAAAGUUAAAAAACAGUGUUUCUUAGACUGAUGGCUACAGAAAAAAGAGGCAAAAUUACAAGGAGUGACCUGGCCGGCAACAAAUUGAAUGACUUGGUCUUCAGUGAGUCCAUCUGGACUAGCUGCUCUCACCACAUAUGCCAUUGGUAUUUGUCCUGCUUCUUCAUCUUCAACCCUACAGUUUGUUUUUUGUAUUAUGGAAAGAAACAGAUAUAGAUAGAAAUAGAGAGUGACAGGGAGAGAGAGCUAAGUGGCGCACGGUAUAACGGCUGCAUCAAGAAUUUGAGGAUGACUCAAAAGUAUUGCCUCCAAUUCUGCCGGAGCAACCUGCACAAUGAUUCAAACAGUUUAAUUUGGAGCUUGUGUCUGGUUCUUGACAUUUGGAAAACUACUCAAUUUGUAGAAAAAUGCUAGAGAGAUCACAUUUUGGCCAUACUUGCUGACCACUUGAUGAGGCAGUGAAUUAACAUCAAUUGUCACUCAUGCGGUAGCUAAUCCGGUCUCAAAAUGUGAUCAUCUAACAUUAUUGUUUGAUUAAUUAUACAAACAUCAGUCGUAAUGUGAAAUAUUGGUUCAAGUA